GGAAACCGUAGGCAGAGAGGGAGAAGAGGACUACAAAUGAGGGGCUGUGACAGGCUGUUGCGUCGGAGUGUCACCUACUGAGUCAUCAGGAGGCUGCAUAUAUCAGGAAGAAUGCUUUGGAAUUGAAAAAUUGGUAGUUGCUCUUGCACAAAUAGAUGGGCAACGGCAUGACCGGUAGGCAAGCGACGAUGAAUAGAUUUCGGUUGCUUUACUUGAUUCAAGCAAUUGGAAUCGGCUCCGGUAUCUUCUUGCUUGAACGAGGGCGGCGGCAGCUAUGGGAACACGCACCACGACUCCGAGAAAUUGUCCUAGCAGAGGACGAAAGAAUCCUCGCUGAGUACAAAUGGCGAAGUGAUAAUGGUGGGGACUUCAAGAAGCAAAGCGAACGAUAUGCUGUACCCACUUCUCUGACUGUACCAUUACCGUCAAUGAUCGUAGUGACUGCUGAGACCCACUCAGUCUGGUAGUGACGGAGAAGACACGAGUUGAUGAGGACGGCGCUACCAUACAACAACUGAUGCUUCGCCAGUUGUGUGUGUUUGUACAGAUAAUCGCAGAGGAUACGGGAGUGUAAAUUUCUGUGCUUUCGAAAAUUAGAAACGCAAUGUAAUGGGACGCUGGACCGCUUUCCAGCAGGUGAUGCUCCCCACCAAUAGAUGGAGACUUCCCAGGCAGAUCACACUCAAGGAGGCUGCUCUUAUCACCUCCUUGAUUGGGACCCUGUACCGAAGUUUACGAACCCCCCCCCCCCUGGAAAAAAAAAGAGGAGUGUUUUUGAGAUGGCCAUGGCACCGAUGACGUGAGGGUGACACCGAGCGCAAUGAAAUUGGCUGGGAAUGGACUGCUGCUGCUGCUGCUGCUGGUGCGGUCAGGCUGGGCCGGCAAGUUGGAACCUGUGUGGAGAGGGAGGUGGUACUAUUCUUAAAAAAAAAAGGAUAUAUCUGCAUCGAGGGCUAAAGUGACGGGUAUGUGAAUAACGGACGAAACAGUGAAUAACGGAAGAAACAUAAUACAUAUGCUGGUGGUAAAUGCACAAUGGGGGCAAAUUUGAAAUUUGUCUGUGUCCAGACGGACAUGGCGGUUGGCUGAAAGAGGAAGCAGCAGCUCAUCAUUAGCUGUUUGAAUUGGACUAGCUUUGUACUGUGCUUUAUUCCACCGUAACGCCCGGUCAUUCUCGCUGCAUCUGGACUGAAAGUUGUGCCCAAUACAGAUAUAACGACCGGGCGUUCUAUUCUGGUGAAGAUGCGGUCAUUCUCGCUGCAUCUGGACUGAAAGUUGUGCCCAAUACAGAUAUAACGACCGGGCGUUCUAUUCUGGUGAAGAUGGUUGUGCUGGCACUCCUUCUCAGUGAUGGGCAGCAGCACUUUAUAAGUUUAUAUAUGAUAUGAUGCUGAGGAUGAUCAGCGCUGGUUAAGAUUAUAACCUUUUGUUGAUGUAUAUUGCUUAUCUGCCAGCCAGCUCCCCCCUUGUCCACCCGGUGGCCGAAUCGGUGCGCCGCGCGGGUCCAUGUGCAUUUGCGUCAGAGCUUCCCCAGAG
Molecule: messenger RNA, 1536 nt
Organism: Chara braunii
Lineage: Eukaryota; Viridiplantae; Streptophyta; Charophyceae; Charales; Characeae
Source: the annotation of a GenBank genome assembly